Messenger RNA from Dermatophagoides farinae (American house dust mite), 2722 nucleotides. RefSeq lists its product as uncharacterized. NCBI's taxonomy places the organism in Eukaryota, Metazoa, Arthropoda, Arachnida, Sarcoptiformes, Pyroglyphidae. Gene Ontology annotation, biological process: regulation of glycogen biosynthetic process. Gene Ontology annotation, molecular function: protein phosphatase 1 binding; glycogen binding. Gene Ontology annotation, cellular component: protein phosphatase type 1 complex. The record is from RefSeq and is a predicted model, not a curated record.
UAAUAAAUGGACUUGAGCAUUCGACCAAUGUAGUCAAGUCAACUUUUCCAUCGUUCCGUUUAUCAGAGACAAAAUGGUAAAGGCAAAAGAAAAAAACAAAGUCGACACCAUCACCAUUAUCAUAAGAGGUCAAAUCUUUAACGAAAAGAAAAAAAAUUCUUUUAGUGCGAAUGUGUCAUCAGUCAAAUAAGCCAACGACAUGAGCAAACAUACUUACACAAACACACACACACACAUGGCAACCAUACGAUAUUUUGUUUUUCUAUUUGGCCAAUAUAUAUCUAAAACUAUAGUUGUAAACAUUCUUUGCUUUUAUAAAAAUGGACAAAUAUUUACAUCACUGAUCAGCCAGUCACUGUAUGGUUUUUUUUGAGUGAUCAUUUGUCUGACAAAUCUAUGUGACCACCGGAUGGCAAAAUAAUCAUUAUUUUUGCUAAAAAAAUUAAAAUUAAAAAUCAAAUAAUGCUGUCAACUUCCAUAAACCACAACGGUUUAUUAAAAAUAGCUGAUUUUUGUUGUUGUUGUCAACUGUCGGACCUUCUAUAUUGGUUUGAUUCAUCAAGACUGAUGAAUGUGAUUUAAUCGAAUUAUCAAAUUUGAAAAAAUUUAAAAGUUUAAAUUCAUUUCAAAGUUUAAGAACUGUGAUAAAUAUAUGAAUGUUGAUGAUUGUUCAUUAAUUUCAACAUAAUAAUCAACAAAAUUCCAUAAACUGAAGGAAAUUGAAGCAAAAAAUGACUACACCAUUAUUAUCGAUGAGCCACAGGAGCAAUUGGUGUCAUUCAGCAGUAGUAUCAGCAGCUGCAACAACAUCGUUCAAUACCGGAAAUGUAUCAUUCAAAGGGCGGACGUCAAAUCACCAUAAUGGAAAUUUUGUCAUGCCAUCUACGUUUGCUAAAUCAACAUCAACUAUGUCUUUACCUUCGACAGCAAUAUUCUUGCAAAAAAUCGGAUGUUCAAUGUCAUUGCCUAUCCUGUAUUCCGAUAAAAUGACCCCGACAAAUGACAAUUUAAAUGAUAAUUCGACCACUAAUGAGGAUAGUGAUUCCCUAUUGGCAAGUUCAUUACCGAACCUAAAAUUUUUUGAUCAAAAAUUCCAAGAAAUUUCACAACGUUUAGAUUCGAUUGAUUUAUAUAAAGAUAAAAAUGAAUUUGUUGAGCCAUUAAAAAACGAAACUAUCACAAAUGAUAAUGAGAUAAUGGAUCAACAAGGACAAGAAAAUCUUCCAAAAAUUCUCGCGUCGAUUCGUUGGAUAUACAAACGACGGCGAUCAUCAACUGAACUAGAUUUGGCAAUCGUUGAAAAAUAUCUGACUGAUAAAGAUAAAUCUAUAGUUUCAGAUGAAUCAAAUGAAACGACAAUUGAAGAUGACCUGGCUCGAUUAAAGAUUGAAAUGACUAAAUCAAACAAUAUAAAUUCCAUGGAUAUAUCAACGUCAUCAUUAGAUGAUGAAAAAUGGAAUCGACGUGGUGAACGGAAAAAUAGUUCCAUGGUACCGAUAUUGCCUGAUUUAGAAUUAAUCUCUAAACUUCGUGAAGGUGAUAACGAUGCUGUCUAUCAUGAUCAUCUUCAACGCCCAAAUUACAUUCACAAUGAUCAAUUUGACGAAACAACACUGAAUAAUGUGGAUAAACUGGAAACAAGUUUGUCGAAUGUUGAUGAUCUUAAAAAUGAUAAUAUCGCUGAUGUAUAUGAUGAAAGCGAGUCAGAUCAAAACGAAAAGACAUCAAAUCUAAAUCAAUAUAGAACAACAUUGUUCAAAUCAGGUACAAACAAAAAACAAGAAACGGCAGCCGCGUGGCUAGCAGCUGCAACUCAACAAUUAUCCGAUCAGAUCAAUCAGUUAAAUAAUCGAAAACAGAAAAAUGAACAAUCGGCUUAUACAGAAUCGCUCGAUGUUGAUGUUUCAAAGCCUAAUCGAAAGAAAAAAACAUCCAUUCUUCGAACGAAAUCUUUAAGCAUUCAUUAUGAAAAGAAAAAUGUUCGUUUUGCCGAUACUCUUGGUCAUUCAUUGGAAAAUGUUCGUUAUUUUAUGCUAACGCCACAGAUACCACCACGUCGAUAUUCAUCAUACACACCUCCUUUAAAUAAUGAAUGGAAUAGUGACAGUUGGCAUGGAACAGGAGACAAUAUGAAAACAAAUUCCAUGCAAAAUAAUACACGAUUCUCAUCAAUACCAUCAAUGAAACGUGAUUACUUAAACAAUACGAUGAAUCUCAAUCCUCGAUACGAACUUGUCAUUGCUAAUUUUACAAUACCAUCGUUGAGUCUAGAUUUUAGUCGACGUUUAUUUGAACGAAAAGUUAUUUUGCAUUCAUUGACAAUGGCCGAAACGACUGUUUAUGGAAAUGUAUCAGUCGAAAAUGUUCAUUUUGUUAAAAAAGUAUUUGUCCGAUAUACGUUCGAUGAAUGGAAAACGUUUAUUGAACGUGAAGCAACCUAUAUGCCUGGCUCGCAUGAUGGCCAUACAGAUAAAUUUUCAUUUGUCAUCUAUGCUCGACCACAGGAUUUUAAUCUCAAUCAUUAUCAUUAUCAUUCAUCACCAUUCUAUCAUCAAAUUAAACCAUCAAACAAAAGCAAUAACGAACAUUCUCACCAUAAUGAAUCGAUAACGAAAAUGUUUUUCGCCAUCCGUUUUACAACCGGCGAUGGACAAGAAUUUUGGGAUAAUAAUGAUGGCCUUAAUUAUCAAUUGGAUCUUAAACCGUUCUGAAUUCACGAAUU